UACUUCCUGUGUGUAUCAGUUGAGAAAACCUCAAUGACAUAACCAAACGAUUGCAUUUUCUCUCACAGUUUUUUUGUUUAAUGUGACAAUAUGCGCGUCGUGUCCCAUCUUCUAGUUGGGCAGCUCUUCAAUGUGCUACUGAUUUACGCUGCGCCUCUUGCACCUGUAAAUAGUGUUCACCUGCCAAGCAUAGGGAGAUUCUGGCACAUCUCUGACCUGCAUUUGGACCCCACAUACCAUGUGACUGAUGACCAUACCAAAGUGUGUUUCUCCUCUAAGGGUGUCCCAGCCUUAAACCCUGGUCUGUUUGGAGAUUUCAUGUGUGACUCUCCCUACCAGCUCAUCCUGUCAGCUUUCCAGCACAUGAAACAAGUGGCCCCACAGCCAGAGUUUAUGAUUUGGACAGGAGACAGCCCUCCACAUGUCCCUGCAGGGGAGCUGUCCACGGACGUGGUGAUCCAAGUCAUCAGCAACAUGACUCAAACCAUCAGGGAGUUCUUUCCAGACAUGCUAGUGUACCCCGCUCUCGGGAAUCAUGACUACUGGCCACAGGAUCAACUUCCGACCGCCACUAAUGAUAUUUACCAGGCUGCAGCCAAACUGUGGGAGCCUUGGUUAAAGCCAGAAGCACUUGUAACUCUCAGAGAAGGUGGAUUUUACUCUCAGUUGGUGCACCCCAAGCUACGACUGAUAAGCCUGAACACUAUCCUAUACUAUAGCCCCAAUAAAGUGACAGUGAAUAUGAGUGACCCGGCAGGACAGUUCCAGUGGCUGCAGGACACCCUGGAAACAUCUGCUCAGAGCAUGGAGAAGGUCAUUGUCAUUGCUCAUGUUCCAGUGGGUUACUUGCCCUUUGCCAGGAAUACCACAGCCGUCAGAGAAGCCUACAAUGAGAGACUUGUGAAGAUCUUUCGUGACUACAGUGACAUCAUCUCAGGGCAUUUCUAUGGCCACACUCACAGAGACAGCAUAAUGGUCUUGCAGGACCAGCAAGGGGAACCGGUUAAUUCCCUGUUUGUCACACCGGCUGUUACUCCAAUCAAGAGUGCAGAAGAGGCGUACUCCAACAACCCAGCCUUCCGCAUGUACCACUAUGACCCACAGGACUACGGGCUGCUGGAUAUUUGGCAGUACUACUUGAAUCUCACCGAAGCCAACCAAGAAAAAAGAUCUGACUGGAAACUUGAAUAUGUAAUGACUGAAGCGUUUGGAUUAAAGGACAUUCAACCACACAGCCUGUUUAAACUUGUCUUGAGUUUUGAAAUGCAGCAAAGCAAAGCAUUUCAGAAGUAUUUUAGCCAUUUUAUGGUGAGCUAUGAUGAUACCAUUGUGUGUGAUGGGGCCUGCAAGCUGACUCAGGUCUGUGCGGUGCAGUUCUUGGACCAUGCCUCCUAUUCCAAAUGUAUUGAAAAGGGACACUAAAACAAGGGGCAUUUUUUGUGUGUGAGUUAAUCUGAAAAUUCAGGGAUUUUAUUCAUGUUGUAGGGAUAUUUCUUAUGUUUUCACAUGACCAUGAAAUGUAAAUGUAUUUUUUUAAAUACUUUCAAUUUAAUGAUUACAAUUGAAGCAACUCUGAGGUCGAAAUAUGUAUACGAUACCUUGAAAUGUUGAUGAUUAUAUAAUUGCAAAAGGCCAGAUAUUUUGACAAACUUUUGUACUUUGUAUUGAUCUCUCUGUGAAAUGUGGAAAUCAAAGGGAUAUAUAUAACUAACUGCUAUGCACAUUGUAUGUUUAUUGCUUUGAAAAUAUCUGGCAGUUAUUGAAUAAACUCUAAAUUGUGAAUUGCCUUGCUUGCAGUACAAAGCAAAUUAGCUCUAAGUGAAACUGUUGCAUAGAAAGUGAGGGCAUUCAUGAGAAAGAUGCUUUUUUAUUUCAAUGCACAGCUUGUUUAUUUUUUUAACAAAUAAAAGAUGGCACAACAAUUUA
Messenger RNA from Coregonus clupeaformis (lake whitefish), 1926 nucleotides. RefSeq names its product acid sphingomyelinase-like phosphodiesterase 3a. Gene Ontology annotation, biological process: sphingomyelin catabolic process. Gene Ontology annotation, molecular function: sphingomyelin phosphodiesterase activity. The coding region runs from base 91 to 1422 and encodes 443 amino acids. The transcript has 8 exons. The record is from RefSeq and is a predicted model, not a curated record. Lineage: Eukaryota; Metazoa; Chordata; Actinopteri; Salmoniformes; Salmonidae.